Messenger RNA from Crotalus tigris (Tiger rattlesnake), 1474 nucleotides. It is a transcript of the gene CCDC172, whose product is annotated as coiled-coil domain containing 172. The record is from RefSeq and is a predicted model, not a curated record. Bases 51 to 824 code for a protein of 257 amino acids. Lineage: Eukaryota; Metazoa; Chordata; Lepidosauria; Squamata; Viperidae. The transcript is spliced from 8 exons. Gene Ontology annotation, cellular component: cytoplasm.
UACAGCAAAUCAAUUACUCUUUUCCUCUCCUCACACCCCAAAGUAUCAAAAUGAACCUAGACUCCUUGUUCCAGCAAAUCUUCCUCGUAGAACAGAAAGCUGAAGAAAAGAGGUGCCUGAUGCAUCAAGUAAAACAGGAGAUAAGCAAAAAUCAUGAAAAAGCUAAUCAAAUUACACAACAACUUGGUGAAGAAAAACAAAAACUGGAAAUUGAAGCUCAGUUGCUAUCUGAAAAGCUCUUUAGCUUGGAACUUUUCAAAAAACGGAAAGAGAGUUUAGAAAAACAAAAAGCUGAUCUUCUAAGUCAGAAGAAUAUUAAUCUUGAAGCAUAUAAAAAUCUAAAGAUAAGAAUUGCUGAAGAAGAUGAAACAUUUUUGAAGGAAAUUAAAAAUUUUAAUAAUGAAUAUGGGUUAAUAUUAAAUCGGGAACUUGUAAUUAAAAAAAGAGUCCAGACUGAAAUAUGUGAACUAGAUGAGAAGGAAAGUCUUCUGAGAAAAGAAAUAGAAUCAAUGGAGCAUGAAACAAUUCAAUUAAAAAGAUUUCAUCUACAGAAGAAUGAAUUAAAGCAGGAUUUAUCUACUCUACAGAGGAAACUCAGAGAUUUUGAAAAAGAAAUAGCAGAAACUAAAUCUCUCACAAACUGCUUAGAAUUAGAAAAAAUAACAAUUUCUGAAAAACUUCAGACCGAUCCAGAAUAUAUAAGGCUUAAAAAGCAGUUGGAGAAUUAUAAAGACGAUGAAACGGAAAAUGCCUGUGAGGCUCUUCAAAUGGAAAUUGAAUUUCUGCAGAUGGAAUUGUUACAAAAAAAGUCUUCAGCCAAAUAAAUAACGUAUUUUGAACUGAUUCAAAUGUCAGAGGAGCAGAAUAUUGUAGUAUUUGGAAAAAUGCUACUUUUAUCAUCCUUAUUGGUUAAAUUUAUCAUCCUCUGCUUUUCCUGCUAGCAGAGCAAGGAGUCUGCUUUUUCACUACACAUAUUGUAUCUUUGCUUCUGGAUAUUUAUUACCACAAAUGUCUAACAACUGUAUACAAAUCAUUUUCUUUUCGCACAGUGGGAUUUUUCCUUGGUUAUGUUCCCAUUCCCAUAUUCAACAGUAAAAACCUGUCUACAUACUGUUUUUAUCAGUUGUGACAGAGGCAUUAACAGUUUCACACAGAACAUAGACAUUAUCGUUGUCAUGUAGUAUAGUUUUUUUAAAAGUUGGAAAAUAUAAAUGAAGCUGAUGCUUCUGGGACAGUAUAACUUGCUAUUUUUAAUAAGUUUCUCCUGACAUUUAAAUGUUUCCUUUCUUUAAGGUUAAAUAACUUGUGAAACUUUGAAUUUCACAAUAUCUCCAAUGUAAUUUUAUUCCAGUUUUCACAUAUCUGUACUUACGUUGCCAUGCUACUUUAUCAUUUUUAUUAUGAAAUCAAUUGUUACAUAAAUAGCCAAUAUUUAUACUAAUAUAUAUUUCAUGGGGGAGGGGUUAACCAAUGC